Desarmillaria tabescens is the source of this 2160-nucleotide messenger RNA. RefSeq names its product PARP-domain-containing protein. The transcript is spliced from 14 exons. Gene Ontology annotation, cellular component: nucleolus. The record is from RefSeq and is a predicted model, not a curated record. Gene Ontology annotation, biological process: double-strand break repair; protein poly-ADP-ribosylation. The coding region runs from base 120 to 1973 and encodes 617 amino acids. Gene Ontology annotation, molecular function: NAD+-protein mono-ADP-ribosyltransferase activity; NAD+ poly-ADP-ribosyltransferase activity. NCBI's taxonomy places the organism in Eukaryota, Fungi, Basidiomycota, Agaricomycetes, Agaricales, Physalacriaceae.
GACUUCGUCGGGUCGGUUCCCGCUCCCGACGAUCGCUCUUUUGGAGUGUGACUCGGGACCCCUGUUUGAUUACUUAAAGAGAGCAUCGAGACCCUUACCUCUCAUUUCCCUCCAUCACCAUGCCUCCCCGCAAGAAAGCUGCUGCCGACGGUACUGCUGCCGCUCCGACACGCUCUAGUACGCGUAUCAAGGCUAAUAGCAAGGACGGCGCAGCAGCACCAGCCAAGCCAGCCUCCCAAGCCAAUAACAAACGGGCGCUUAGCCCCGAGGACGAGGACGAUGAGGAUGACGCCCCACCUGCGAAGAAACCAACUAGCAAAAAGGCAAAAAAGGCAAAGCUGGAUGACGAGGACGAGACUGUCACGAAGGAUGAUGAACCUGAGAAGAUCGUUACGGUGUUGAAAAGGGGUGCAGCUCCUGUUGAUCCCCAGUCGGGGAAAGUUCAUUCACAUCAAGUAUAUUCAAAUGAUGAGGGCGUCUGGGACGCCAUGCUCAACCAGACUGAUAUCAGUGGUGGUUCCAACAAGAACAAGUUUUAUGUCCUCCAGUUGCUCCACCCUAUAAGCUCCAAUUCUGCAUGUGUGUUGUACACUCGUUGGGGACGCGUGGGAGAGAACGGACAAUCCCAAUGUAAAGGUCCCUUUCCUCCUGCAACAGCCGUCAACGAGUUCAAGAAGCAAUUCAAGUCGAAAGCUGGUGUCGCCUGGGAAGCCCGAGUCGGCAUGCUUCCUAAGAAAGGGAAAUAUGUCUGGCUGGAACGUGACUUUGCUGAAGACGAUGAGAAAGACGAAGACGUUAAGGCUGGAGUGAGCAAGGCCCCUGCGGAGAAGGAGAAACCACCUAUUCCCGACUCUGUUCUUGCGCCACAGGUUCAAGAUUUCUGCAAACUUAUCUUCUCCACCAGCAUUAUUGACGCAACAUUGUCGUCCAUGAAUUAUGAUGCCAGGAAACUUCCUCUAGGAAAAUUAUCCAAGGCCACUAUUUUGAAUGGGUUCAAUGCUUUGAAGACACUCUCUGAGGUCCUAGACGACCCUAGCUGUGAUGCCGUAAAGGAAAAUGGCGGCAACCAGCGCGCAGCUAUCGAGCAGCUCACUGGCGCAUACUACUCAAUCAUUCCUCACGACUUUGGCCGACAGAGACCAAUGGUUAUUGACACUAAGCAAAGAUUGCAAAGGGAACUUGAAAUCGUGGACGCCCUCGGCGACAUGGAGAUCGCGUCCAAACUCAUCGCAUCAUCUAGCAACACCGACGCUGAUGGGGUGCCCAUUAAUCCCCUCGAUGCGCAAUUCGACUCUCUCGGUCUUUCCAAGAUGGAGCCUCUCGCUAGGGAUAGCCAGGAGUUCAUAACCCUCGAAGCCUAUGCCCGGGAUACGCACGGUGCCACCCAUAGCCAUAUUCACGUCGAGGUGCAACAUAUCUACAGAAUCGAAAGACCUGGGGAACAAGAAAGAUGGGAACAAGGAGGGUUCCACAAGGUGGAUCAUGGAGAACGCUUGCUGCUGUGGCACGGGUCGAGGACCACAAACUUCGCCGGCAUCCUUUCGCAAGGGCUUCGUAUUGCUCCUCCGGAAGCACCGGCAAAUGGCUACAUGUUUGGUAAAGGUGUUUACUUUGCGGAUAUGAUGUCCAAGUCUGCCGGAUAUUGCUAUCCAGGGUUGAGUAACAACACCGGUAUCCUACUUCUUUGCGAAGUUGCAGCAAAACCCUUCUAUGAGCGAACUGAUGCUGAAUACAAUGCAGACCAGAGCUGCAAACAGAAUAACAAAAGGGCUACGAAAGGUUUGGGCAGAACUCAGCCUACAAAAUGGAAGGACGCUGGGAAGUCUUUGGGUUACGAUGAACUCAUCGGCUGCGAGAUGCCCGAUGGAGGAGGAUCCGAUGUAACUACCGGUGGCUACCUCCAGUAUAACGAAUACAUCGUGUACGAUGUCGCUCAGAUUCGUACGAAGUAUCUGCUGAUGGUGAAGAUGUAAAGCUUGAUUAUUUGAACUGUAAUCGGACUGGCGUCGAUAUGAUUUUAUUAACGUCUAUUCAUUGUAACUUGCUCUAUGUUAGUGCGAUAAAGUGACCAUUGUUCUAUAAGGUAUGUCGUUCGUCGAUUACACCUCCCGGUGCCCUCCUAAAAGAUCGCGACAAGCCAACAUUCCAAUUAUUAGUGAC